Messenger RNA from Teleopsis dalmanni, 1392 nucleotides. RefSeq lists its product as uncharacterized. Lineage: Eukaryota; Metazoa; Arthropoda; Insecta; Diptera; Diopsidae. The transcript has a single exon. Gene Ontology annotation, molecular function: nucleic acid binding. The record is from RefSeq and is a predicted model, not a curated record. Gene Ontology annotation, biological process: DNA integration. The coding region runs from base 1 to 1392 and encodes 463 amino acids.
AUGGGAAACACUAUAAAUACUUUACCAGUAACACAUAAAAUGAUCACAUAUGAAACAGCAAAGGAUCCAAUUCUAAAACAAAUAAUAUAUUAUAUUACAAAUGGUUGGCCUAACAAAACAAUAAAUAAUAGAGAAUUACAAGCAUUUUUACACAGGAAAAAUGAGUUAUCAUUAAUAAAUGAAUGUGUUGUGUACGGUGAACGUAUUGUUAUUCCACAAGUCUACAAAAAACGUGUACUUAAACAAUUACAUCGUGGUCAUCAAGGUAUUGAGCGUACCAAGGCAUUAGCACGGAGUUUUGUAUAUUGGCCAAACAUUGAUACUGAUAUAAAAACAUUUAUUCAAAAUUGCAAUCAAUGUGCAAAUGCAGCAAAGAUGCCUACGAAAACAUUACUUCAUUCUUGGCCCACACCAAGCGAACAGUGGGAGCGGGUGCAUAUAGACUAUGCUGGACCGAUAGAAGGAUGGUAUUUUUUGGUCAUUGUCGACGCAUAUUCAAAGUGGCCGGAAAUUGUUCAAACAAAAGCAAUGUCAUCACAAGCAACCGUGAAUAUUUUAAAUGAUAUUUUUGCCCGAUUUGGUCUGCCAAAAACAAUCGUAUCAGAUAAUGGAACACAGUUUCGUAGUGAACAUUUUGAACAAUUCUUAAAACAUAACGGCGUUGAACAUCUAUAUUCCAGCCCUUACUAUCCAAUGUCGAAUGGUCAAGCUGAAAGGUUUGUAGACACUUUCAAAAGAUCUUUAAAAAAAUUAGAAGGAGAGGGGACGAUCACACAAAAUUUAUGCACAUUUGUUCAGACAUAUCGUUCAACACCGAAUGUAAACUCACCAGAGAAGCGAUCUCCAGCAGAAGUCAUGUUCGGAAGGAAAAUGAGAAUAAAUUUAGAUUUGCUGCAGCCAAAAAAGCUACACAAUGCAAAGUUAAGUCCAAAUAAAUUCAAAAUGGAAAAGCAAUUUAACAAAAGGCACGGUGCCAAGGAAAUAAAAUACUUUCCAUCAGAUAAAAUUUACGCCAACAUUCCAAAUGGAGUUAACCGUUUCAAAUGGAUGCCUGGGGAAGUCAUUGAGGAAAAAGGAAAAGUAAUGUACAAUAUUAUUCUGAACAAUGGAAAAUUAAUUCGAAUUCAUUGUAAUCAAUUACGAAAGCGCUACCACGAUCAAAAUAAUAACCACAGGUUUUGGGAAGCUGCACUAGAUGUGUAUGACUUACCGCAACAAUCAGAUCAGUUUACAAAAGCACUCAACAAUCAGACACUGCCUAAUAUUCUACCACUAUCGACAUCGCCAACCGAGUUACCCAUAAUGCCUACAACAAUUUUAACACCUACAUCACCUGUUCUUCGUAGGACAACACGUAAUCGCAAAGCAGUCACUAGGUUUCAACCACAGUAA